Messenger RNA from Malus domestica (apple), 1239 nucleotides. RefSeq names its product gibberellin 3-beta-dioxygenase 1-like. The record is from RefSeq and is a predicted model, not a curated record. Lineage: Eukaryota; Viridiplantae; Streptophyta; Magnoliopsida; Rosales; Rosaceae. Gene Ontology annotation, biological process: response to light stimulus; gibberellin biosynthetic process. Gene Ontology annotation, molecular function: gibberellin 3-beta-dioxygenase activity.
UCUCUCUCUCUCUCUCUGUGCUCUCCCUCUCUCGUAUUACUAUUAUCUACUAUGUCGAGUGGAAAACUCUCAGAUGCAUUCAAAUCCCACCCUAUCUUCCUCCACAAGCAACACCCAGACGACUUCAGCUCAUUACAGGAAUUGCCAGAGUCGUAUGCAUGGACGUCACAGCUUAACGAAUAUCCGUCUUUCGAAUCAUUAUCUUGCUCAGAGUCUGUGCCGGUAAUCGAUCUCGCCGACCCAAAUGUCGUUGAACUCGUAGGACAUGCAUGCAAGACUUGGGGCAUGUUCCAAGCCACAAACCAUGGCGUCCCCCAAAAACUUGUUGAUGACAUGGAAUCUACUGUUCGAAGCCUUUUCUCUCUGCCACCCCAACAAAAGCUCAAAGCAGCUCGAUUGCCCGAUGGCAUUUCCGGUUACGGUUUCCAUCGCAUAUCUGCCUUUUGUGAAAAGCUAAUGUGGUCUGAGAGCUUCACUAUCGUUGGCUCAGCACUUCAACAUUUUUGCCAACUUUGGCCCCAAGAUCACACCAAGUUCUGUUGUGUUACUGAAGAAUAUGAGAAAGAGAUGAAAAGGCUUGCAGCUAGGUUGAUGUGGCUAAUGCUUGGCUCAUUAGACAUAUCCAAGGAAGACAUCAAAUGGGCGGGUCCAAGAGGUGAAUUUGAAGAUGCAUCUGCAGCCUUACAAUUGAACUCAUACCCCGCUUGUCCGGAUCCAGAUCGGACCAUGGGUCUUGCCCAACAUACUGAUUCAAACCUCCUGUCAAUUAUCCACCAAAGCGCUAAGGCCAGUGGCUUGCAAGUUUUCCAAGAAGGGAAGGACGAGGGCCGGGGGUGGCUUAUGGUUCCACCGGUCCCGGGGGCUUUUGUGAUCAAUGUGGGUGACUUCAUUCACAUAUUAUCAAACGGAUUGUACCAGACCCCCCUUCACCGGGCAGUGGUGAACCGGAGCCAGCACCGUGUAUCAGUUGCUUACUUAUAUGGUCCUCCGGAGAAUGCUCAGGUCUCUCCCCUCUCGAAAUUACUCGGCCCAAGUUGCCCUCCGCUGUACGCGCCCGUCACUUGGAAUGAGUACCUUGGAACCAAGGCAAAGCUUAACAACAAGGCACUUCAAUCACUCCGACUGAAUGCUCCUCUGAAUUAGUUGCUGAGUGUACUCAUAUAACUAUGCUGCGUCUUCCUUUGCUUUCUUCUUCCCCGUAACAAAAUAAUAAAACUUUAAUUUCUGCUACAUAAGAAA